Messenger RNA from Dipodomys spectabilis (banner-tailed kangaroo rat), 3991 nucleotides. RefSeq names its product peptidylprolyl isomerase like 2 (gene Ppil2). The coding region runs from base 96 to 1658 and encodes 520 amino acids. Gene Ontology annotation, cellular component: catalytic step 2 spliceosome. The transcript has 20 exons. NCBI's taxonomy places the organism in Eukaryota, Metazoa, Chordata, Mammalia, Rodentia, Heteromyidae. Gene Ontology annotation, molecular function: ubiquitin-ubiquitin ligase activity; peptidyl-prolyl cis-trans isomerase activity. Gene Ontology annotation, biological process: protein peptidyl-prolyl isomerization; protein folding; protein polyubiquitination. The record is from RefSeq and is a predicted model, not a curated record.
CCCGGAAGUACUCACGAAGGCGCGGAGGCCCGCGGUUCUGAGUUGUUUGCUGCCGCUUUUCCGCGCUCGCAAGUUCUGCGGUCGCAGCUGCCACCAUGGGGAAGCGACAGCACCAGAAGGACAAGAUGUACAUUACCUGUGCUGAAUAUACUCACUUCUAUGGUGGCAAGAAGCCAGAUAUCCCACAGUCAAAUUUUCGUCGUCUACCUUUUGACCACUGCAGUCUCUCUCUGCAGCCCUUCACCCAUCCAGUCUGCACUCCAGAAGGUGUCAUCUUUGACUUGCCGAAUAUUUUUCCAUGGCUUACGAAGUAUGGGAUCAACCCCAGCAAUGGAGAGAAACUUGAUGCAAAAUCCCUCAUCAUUCUGAACUUUGCCAAAAACAAUGAAGGGAAGUACCACUGCCCAGUGCUGUUCACUGUGUUCACUGACAACACACAUAUUGUGGCUGUUAGGACAACUGGCAAUGUCUAUGCCUAUGAGGCAGUGGAACAGCUGAACAUCAAGGCCAAGAAUUUCCGGGACCUGCUGACUGAUGAGCCCUUCUCCCGCCAGGAUAUCAUCACCCUCCAGGAUCCCACCAACCUGGACAAAUUUAAUGUCUCCAACUUCUUCCAUGUUAAGAAUAACAUGAAAGUAACGGACCCAGAUGAGGAAAAGGCCAAACAGGACCCAUCUUACUAUUUGAAAAACACAAAUACUGAGACCCGAGAGACCCUGCAGGAGCUCUACAAGGAAUUCAAAGGAGAUGAGAUCCUAGCAGCCACCAUGAAGGCCCCAGAGAAGAAAAAAGUAGACCAGCUGAAUGCUGCCCACUAUUCCACAGGGAAGGUCAGCGCCUCCUUUACCUCCACUGCCAUGGUGCCGGAGACAACUCAUGAAGCAGCUGCCAUCGAUGAAGAUGUGCUGCGUUACCAGUUUGUGAAGAAGAAGGGCUAUGUACGACUGCAUACCAAUAAGGGAGAUCUCAACUUGGAGCUGCACUGUGACCUGACACCAAAAACCUGUGAAAACUUCAUCAAGCUCUGCAGGAAGCACUAUUACCAUGGCACCAUCUUUCACAGGUCCAUCAGGAACUUUGUGAUCCAGGGUGGUGACCCCACAGGCACUGGCACAGGGGGGCAAUCGUACUGGGGCAAGCCCUUCAAAGAUGAGUUCCGGCCCAACCUCUCUCACACAGGCCGUGGCAUCCUCAGUAUGGCCAACUCCGGGCCCAACACCAACAAGUCUCAGUUCUUUAUCACAUUCCGCUCCUGUGCUUACCUGGAUAAGAAGCAUACCAUCUUUGGACGGGUUGUUGGGGGCUUUGAUACGCUGACAGUCAUGGAGAAUAUAGAAAGUGACCCCAAAACUGACCGCCCUAAGGAGGAGAUCCGCAUCCAUACCACCACGGUGUUCGUGGACCCAUAUGAGGAGGCAGAUGCCCAGAUUGCCCAGGAGCGGAAGAAGACACAGCUUGAAGAGGCCCCAGAGACCAAGGUCAAGACAGGCCAGCCCCAGUCUGGUAGCCAAGGCCCCCAGACUUACCGUCAGGGGGUGGGCAAGUACAUCAACCCAGCAGCCACGAAACGAGCAGCAGAAGAAGAGCCAUCAACCAGCUCAGCCUCUGUGACCAAGAAAAGGCCCAGCCGGGGUUUUGGAGACUUUAGCUCCUGGUAGCAGUGGGCUGCCACCCUGGAUCUGGGUAGGGAUGCAGGGAUGGCAGGUUAUGUCCACACCACUGUGUUCUCUGCCCUUGUAAGCUGCCUAACAGGCUCAGAUUCAAUAAAACCAUUGCCUGUUGCCCCAUUCCUGGCCCCUGGGAGGCCCUGGUCUUCCCAUCCCUCACCUGGGAGGAAUCUGGCUCCUUUCUAAGGUUUGAACUGAGCCUUUUGGGUCUGACUUUCCACCUUGCCUGGAGUGCUGCUAUCUGCAGGCAGGCCAGGAUUAUUGACAAGUCGAAUCCCUACCAGGUUUUCCUGUCCUCUCUGUCAUCCUAAGGAUGACCCAUGUGCAUGGUCACCUGACCAGUGCUACCACCUUGUUAGAAAUAUAAAUUCUCACCACCUGGGGGUUGAGGUACAUGUUUGUAAUCCAAACACUUGACAGGUUGAAAGCAGAGAUGGAGAACUGAACUAUAUGGCAAGACCAUGUCUCAACAAAACAUCAGGCUCUAGAGCUAACCCUUAUGCAGAGCUUAACUCCCCAGUUGAGUUUAUAAGCUGGUGGAUUUUACAAACCAUUUCUAGCUACUGUCUAUUGCUUGAGGUUGGGCUUACCCACCCUGCUAGCUGCUCACCUGCUCUGCUGUCAGCCAUGACUGCAUGAGGCUAAUGUGUGAGGACAGCAGGGAGUCUUCCAGCUGAGGAAGGGGCCUCCCGAUGCUCCGAGCCCAGCCUAUCACCGUCUUCUCUUGCUUGCACACCACAGUGCCAGCUUCUUCUCUUGCCCCUGUGAAAUACGUCCAAAUCCCUCACCUGCUUCUUACUGCUUGUUGUUCAGCCUCAGUCCCCCGAUCUCAGGACCUGCUAUUUCAUCAUCCUCCAAGAGCUUCUUCAGAAGUGUGGAGACAAUGUCAUAGCAGUGUUCUGUCAUUGCCUGGGCUCCCUGUUGACUUUGCAUUACCACUUCUUUCCAGUCCAUCAAAUUCUAACUUAAGCUUGAUUCUUGGUUUUCUCUUUCUUCAAGUUCUUGAAUUUUCAAAGACUUAAAAGCUCUUAAUUCUAGAACGUACUUUGGCCUAUGCUUUUUUCAUCUUUGAAGCAAAGUCCUUUGUCUUUUGGGUGGUAGGUAGGGAAUGCCUCCCCCACUGACCUCCGCCCACUCUGCCCUUGCUCACUUCCACAUGGCUGGUGGGUGAGCUUGAGCACAUUUGUCCUGUCAUGCUUGUCACUGGCUGAGAACAGGUCUUUACCCCUUGCCUGCAGCCACCUGGCUCCACAGUGACCUCCUAGCCCACCUUCCCAGUUUUCUACCUGCUCUGACUCCAGGCCACCUGACACCUCACACAGCAGAGAGGCCUCAGCAGGAUGCUCACUACCUAGUGACCAUGCACCUGUUGGCCUCUGAUGCAACACUAGGUGCGCAGAGGUGGGGCCCUCCUGGGUUAGUGUUGUUCGUUCAUCGGUGAGGACCCAGGGACUGGCUCUUCAGGACAGAGGCAGCAAUUGUCCUAAUUGUAUUCCUGCACUUUUUUUUUUUUCCUGGCCACACUUAAAAGUUCCCAGCCAGGUAUUGACGGAGAAGCAGGACCCCAGCAGCCCUGGGUCCCUCAUAGUUGCUUUGAGACUCUGUGAGCCCUAUGCUCUCACUGGGCACUCUGGAAACGAGGCUCCUGAACAAUGAUCACUAUAGAAAGCCAAGAGUCAGAAGCUUUAUUUGGACAUCAGAAGCUUUAUUUUUAAGCCUCACAUAGACAAUAGGACCAAAAGGGUGGCCAGGGGAUGUAGGAGGCUGAAGGUGAUGCAUGUGCUUGAAGCCUGGUGGUUCUGCUCCUCAUGGUCAACUUCCAGCUGCCUGCAGGCUGCUGCCCAUCUGCCCCCUGCCCUUCUAGCCUUAGCCAGCAGCCUGCACCUGCCCCAGGGGAAGGCCACAUCCUCCACUGUGCUUACCCUCCAGAGCAAGGACAGGGCACACAAGGGGUCUUAGGCCAAUGAGGGUUUACAUUUCUGUAGUUCUUUUUAGAGCUUAAAUUGUAACUUUGUAAGUAUUCAAACCACUUGCAUUUUGUAACUGCCUGAUGAAGUCAUCAGGUAAAAUAAAAGACCUUUUGGGGAAACAAAAACAAUCUCAUUUCUCAUCUUUUCAAGUAUAUGACAGAUGCCAUCAAGAAUAAGUAUGAGGUAUAAAAAUACUAUAUAUACAAACAAAAUGGCAAUAAAACUAAAACACCUUUCUAAAGCAAAAUUGCCAAAGGUACUACAAAUUUAUGAUACUGGCAUUGCCUGCCACUGUUCUCAAGGAAAAUUUUUAAAUAAAUAAAAGUCCCGGCAUGACAUUUAUUGUUUAGGAAC